Miniopterus natalensis is the source of this 597-nucleotide messenger RNA. Lineage: Eukaryota; Metazoa; Chordata; Mammalia; Chiroptera; Miniopteridae. The record is from RefSeq and is a predicted model, not a curated record.
AUGGCGGCGUCCGAAGAGGAGGAGCCUGCAGCCCCCGAGGAGCCCGUGGACCUGGCGUGCGGCCUGGAGGACGUGCCCGUGAGCGUGUGGCCCCCGGGGGCGUGGCCGCCGCCCUUCCAGUACACGCCGGACCCCGUGGCCGGGCCCGGGGCCGAGGCCGACCCCGCGGAGGUGACCUUUCCCGGCUGCGCCUGCCUCCACCGGCCGUGCGCCGCAGGCACGGUCCGGCGGCAGGCGGCGCGGGACGCCAAUUACAUCAUCGCCGUGCGGGAGCACGCGGCGCGCGGGCAGCUGAUGGAGACGUUCGUGGACCCCACGCGCGUCGGCAACGUGGGAAGGUUCCUCAACCACUCCUGCGAGCCCAACCUGCUCAUGGUCCCCGUGCGCGUGGACUCGAUGGUGCCCCGGCUGGCGCUGUUCGCCGCCAGAGACAUUGCGGCCGGGGAAGAGCUCUCCUACGACUACUCGGGGAGGUUCCUGAACCCCGCGGGCGCGGAGGACGGCGGGGGGCCCGGCGACGGGAAGCGGGGGAAGCCCUGUUACUGCGGGGCCGCGUCGUGCGCGGGCGUCCUGCCCUACGACGGCUCCCUGAGGUGA